Messenger RNA from Aspergillus lentulus, 1314 nucleotides. Its product is annotated as putative inositol 5-phosphatase. Gene Ontology annotation, biological process: phosphatidylinositol dephosphorylation. The record is from RefSeq and is a predicted model, not a curated record. Gene Ontology annotation, molecular function: phosphatidylinositol-4,5-bisphosphate 5-phosphatase activity. Lineage: Eukaryota; Fungi; Ascomycota; Eurotiomycetes; Eurotiales; Aspergillaceae.
AUGGACAACCUCACCCUCUACAUCCUCACCUUCAAUUGCGCCCGCAACCCCAUCGACAUCGACCUCUUCGCGUCGCACUUCUUCCACGCCCUUCCCCACACCGUCCCCUCCGCACCGCACCUCAUCGCCCUCAGUCUCCAGGAACUCGCGCCCAUCGCCUACGCCUUCCUCGGCGGGUCUUAUUUGACACCGUACUUUACCUCCUUUCGGCAGGUCGUCGAUCGCGCGGCGGCAAGUCGCUGGGAGGAUGCGCAGUAUGUCACUGUCGUGGAGGAGCAUGUGGGCAUGACGGGGUUGAUGGUCUUCGCGCGGUCGGACGUCGUCGGAAGGAUUGCGUCGGUGCAGACGGCGGGCGUCGGGCUGGGGCUACAGCAGAUGGGGAAUAAGGGGGCUGUAGGGGCGAGGCUGGGGUGGAUGUUGGAGGGUGAGACGGUGCCGGUACCGCUGACGUUUGUCGCGGCGCAUCUUGCUCCGGCGGAGGAUGCGUUUGAGCGGCGGAAUGAGGAUUGGAGGGGGAUUGUGGAGAGGUUGGUUUUUAGUACCACUACCACUACAAACCAUGAGGAGGAUUCGGAGCGCGCGGCGUUGCUUGGUUCGUCGACGACGACCGGGGAGGAAGAAGGGGAGGGUGUUUUUACGGCAGGGUCAGGGUACCUCUUUCUCGCGGGCGAUCUCAACUACCGCACCUCCAAUACGCAGCCGCAGCCGGCGGAUUUCGCGCGGUUCCCUAACCUGGAUGCCGACGCGAGCGACCCGCUGCAUUACUCGCGGCUGCUGCGCGAGGACCAGCUCAUCCGUGAGCGCGAAAAGGGCCAGUGUUUCCACGGCCUGUCUGAAGCGCCGAUCUCCUUCCCGCCGACGUACAAGUAUAAGCUUGGGGCGCGGGAUCCGCCCCAAUGGAAGUUUGUCCACAGUCGCUGGCCCAGCUGGUGCGACCGGAUCUUGUAUUUGGGGUCUUCGACGGCGACGGUAACGCCCUACCGAUAUGAUGCACUCCCUUUGUUUCCGACGUCGGACCAUCGUGCUGUUGCGCUGGCGGCGGCGGUGGUCUUGCAAUCGGUCCAGGCCGGUCCAUCAGAUUCAGAACCUGCACCUGCGACAGACGUGCAGCAGCAGCAGCCGCAGCCGGCGGCGGCUCCAUUCCCGAUCGACCGGGAUUGGAAACGCAAACGAGAUGAGGCCCGACGCAAAGAGCUGGUGGUGGGUGGGUUGGCGUAUCUGGGGUUGACCUGGGAGGGCCGUCGGUACCUGGUGGGCAUGGUCAUUGGCGGGUUGGGCGCGUGGUUCAUGCUGCGAUCGAUGCUCAGCGUCUGA